GAUUCACUGAUAAAAAAAAGACAAGUUUAAUAAGAAGGAGAUAAAGGACUGUGAAAGAUAUUAAAGCAGCAAAAAAAAGCGAUUAAAAUUUUUUCGAUUCGAAAGAAUUCUCAAAUGGCAGGAACAGGAAACAUGAGACAAGAAGACACAGCAACAUACGUAGUCGCAAAAUACGAUUAUUCCGCACAAGGUGCACAAGAGCUAGAUUUAAGAAAAAAUGAACGAUAUUUAUUGGUAGAUGACAGUAAACAUUGGUGGCGUGUGCAAGAUGCAAGAAAUCAAUCUGGCUAUGUGCCGAGUAAUUAUGUUAAAAAAGAGAAAAAGUCAGUAUCACUAUUCGAUAGCUUCAAAAAGAAGGUGAAAAAAGGCUCAAACUCAACGAGGACACUUCCAAAUUCAUCACCGUCUCGUCAGGUUGACUCACCAACACCGACCAUGGGACGAAAACUUCCUCCUGAUCCGUCAGAAGCAAUUGGAACGGCCAUAGUAAAAUAUAAUUAUCAAGCACAACAAGCUGAUGAAAUGUCAUUAACGAAAGGCAUAAGGAUUUUGAUACUUGAGAAAAGCAAUGAUGGGUGGUGGAGAGGACAAAACGGUAAUCAGACAGGAUGGUUUCCAAGUAAUUACACAACAGAAGAGAGCGAUAAUGAUGAACUUCAUACUUAUGCCAUGGCUGAGAACGUCCUUGACAUUGUUGUCGCUCUUUACUCAUUUAAUUCUAAUAAUGACACGGAGUUGACGUUCGACAAAGGCGAUAGACUAGAAAUUAUUGAUAGACCACCCUCAGAUCCCGAAUGGUUUAAGGCACGCAAUCAGAAAGGUCAAAUUGGACUCGUACCGAGAAAUUAUCUGCAAGAAUUACAAGAAUAUCUUAACAAUACUCCAUAUCGAGGCGGUCCUGAUUCCAUAGACAGGAGAAAUGAUGUUGUCCAUAGCAGCGCAACAUUACAAAGUACUCAUGGAAACGGUACAAGUCAGCCAGAAAGACCUAUUCUAAGCGGUAAAAGUUGGUAUUAUGGAGCCAUAACAAGAAAUCAAUGUGACACUGUGCUAAAUUCUCAUGGUCAUGACGGAGAUUUUCUCAUUCGUGAUUCCGAAACAAAUUCCGGCGACUUUUCUGUAUCACUAAAAGCUCCGGGACGUAAUAAGCAUUUUCGAGUACAUGUUGAGGGUAACAUGUACUGCAUAGGUCAAAGAAAGUUUCAUACACUUGAUCAGCUUGUAGAUCAUUACCAAAGAGCACCGAUUUAUACGAAUAAGCAAGGUGAGAAAUUGUAUCUUGUGCGACCUUUGCCGAAGGCCAAUGGCACUUAAAAUUAUUAUGCCUAGAAAGAUAAGUUUUUCUUAAAAAAAAGUAAAUGAUAUCGUAAACAGUAAAUAAGUAAGCGAAAAAAAACUACUUCCCAUUGAACGAGACAGAGAUAUCAGCAUAAAAAAGAGAUAUUAAUAAGAAAGGCAAAAUCCGGCCAAAUAUAAAGUUUCCUCAUCAUGCGACUACAUACUCGAAUCAUAUUAAAUCAUAAACAACAAAAUAACAAUGAUGGAAGUAAAGCAGUUUUUUCUUUUUUUCUUCUUAAAUCAAUUGAUUGUUUCCCAUGAAAGCGCGUUAAAUAAGUUUUUUUAAAGCGUGAAAACAAACAUCGCAAACCACUUCAAUGAAUCAACAUAAGUCGUGAAUCAAGUUAGAUGGGUUUUUAAGCUGAUUGUUUGUGAUUGUUAAGCGCUUUAAACUGGAUAACAUCAUUUUUGAUAUUCUUUCUUGAUUAAUCAAUAGAUCUAUUUCUGGUAGGAACUGAACCCACGUCUUUAUAAAAAUUACGGUUUUAAGCUUCAGGAUCAUUGUUGAUUACAACCACGAAGCUAAGUCUAUAAAAACAUGCCAUUUUACCUAUUGUAACCUGAUUAAACCAAGCUCUAUAAAAUUGAGAUUUGAACCAACACAUUCAUAAAGAAAGACCUUAGAUUCCUAAUAUGGUAUCUCAACGAUUUAAUCAUCUGACUUCUUAACUAGCUUAACU
Chironomus riparius is the source of this 2018-nucleotide messenger RNA. Lineage: Eukaryota; Metazoa; Arthropoda; Insecta; Diptera; Chironomidae. The record is from the annotation of a GenBank genome assembly.